CGUGUGAGUUGUGUGUUGAUACGAGUCCUCUUGAGAACAUAAACUAGCUAUCAGUUGUUUGUUAUUUCUUUGUUUCGCUAAUUUCGCUUCGCUAGACGUACCUCUACGCUAUGGGGAAGAGGAACGAGCGGUUGCGCCUUAAAUAGCGUUGACACGUCGCACGGGCCGGAUUCGGAAGAAUCCGAAAGAAAUGCAGAUGGAAUGUGUUCGUUAUUUGAACGUCUAUGCGCUAUUGAACAAUUCACGCCUUUCGUUGUCUUCAUUCCAAUAUGAUACUUUGUUUAUUUUUCAAAACCCUUGAAAACUAAUACCUCCCUGAGUCUAGACUUUUCUUUAGAAAGUAAACUCUUUGUCCUGAAUUUAAAUGCGUCAUAUCGGGCUACUUUGAUCCUACAAUCUGAUUGGUCCGGCCAAGCACCCAGACGCCCAGCAAUACACAUUGUUAGAAAAACAUACUAAAAUGAUUUGAAUACACUUCGAUGGACGGCCAUGACAACUUUGCCGCAAUUUUAUGAUCUGAGCUUAGAAGAACGUAAGAGCUCAUAUUAUGUGACGAUAAAAACAGGGCAUGUCGAUGUGCUCUACGCCAUGCCAGAGAAUGGCGAUCCUCGCCUGAGCCAUCAAUUCUACCAUUACUCGUUCAAGGAACAUGCACAUAGGUCUGGCGAUAGACAAUACAAUACCGAUACCGAAAGACUCAGAAAGCAAACCCGUACAGCUUUGUCAGAACUUCCAUACAACAACCACAACAUAUUACAAACUUUCAGAAGGGAAUCCAGACGUUUAGAUAAGAAAUAUUACUUCAAGUCGCGUAGAUCACUAUCUGACGCGAUCAAGACAUGCUAUAAUAAGUACCUCCCAGAAUCGAAAGCACAAAGAAAGAGGCUAGUGUUCGCAUGGGUUGGCAACGACGCGAGCGCUCCAAUGCAACGAGAAAGACCACCUUGGGCAAAAGAUGUAGAUGUACCACGCGCCCUAUUAGAUCUCAAGUAUGAAGUUGUAGAAAUCAAUGGCUACAAGACUUCCACUAGAUGCAACAGCUGCAACAACCCACUAAAGCAUUGCUGGACUACCAACCGUGAUAGAACCAAGUUCAGAACUGACACUGAUCAGUCAGGCUGUGCGACAGCACGGAAUGCAGGAAUGAAAUUCCUGCUGACCUCCAAUAUCGGGUACUGAAUAUAGAUAAAGUCACACUCUGUAAUGCAACGACUAUUGUAAACUCCGUCAAAAGGCCUCAAUUUCUCAAAUACAGCUCGCAAAACCCUUAAAUUAUACCAUGCAUAAUAAUUCACUUCGAUACUAAGAAUACCGCCAAUGACCAAGCCAUUGUGAUUGGGUGGUCCAAGUCCUUAGCAUUGUAGAGUUCCAUAAUGACCUUCAUGAUGUCUCCAACAGGAUCCUCACCUGGAUGCUCCUCUACGUAUUGGUCUGUAGGUGACCAACUAUAAAUCUGGGCUUUCAAACACUGAUUCUCUCCAUCUUUAGACUUAGUGAGGAACUUAUGUCUCUCCACACGCGUUGCCCAGCUUGGAGGAUCAAUUGCAUCCAUUAAUCCGAAUGCAAUGUCAUGCUGUGGCAUGUAAUACGCCUUAAGUUUAUUACGCGCGAAAUCGAGAACAAUUUCACUAGCUUUUUCAUUUCCGAGAAGCUCAGUAUGAC
This is a messenger RNA of Wallemia mellicola CBS 633.66, 1662 nucleotides long. RefSeq lists its product as hypothetical. The record is from RefSeq and is a predicted model, not a curated record. Bases 490 to 1179 code for a protein of 229 amino acids. Lineage: Eukaryota; Fungi; Basidiomycota; Wallemiomycetes; Wallemiales; Wallemiaceae. The transcript has 4 exons.